UCAUCUCGAAACCAGCGCACAGAGCCGCCAAACCCGUUCUCCUUUUUGAGCUCAGCACACCAAUUCCCCCCCAGCGAGCACGCAGUACGGCCAAUCAUAGCAUCCUCAGGCUUCACAGCCAGGGCAAAAUGCAGCCGAUAUAAACACAAUGGCCAAGGCCAGGACAUCGAAGCAAGCACGCUCCACCACGCAUGGCAGCAGCAGCAGCAACAACAACAACAACAGCAAUGGCACCGCUAGUGCCGGACCACGCCCCGCGAAUGAGGAGGAACACGGGCUGCUCGCAGGCGGCAGUCUGUCCGACGAUGAAGACGACGACAGCAGCCACGGCCAUGACACUGCGGCCAUCAUAGUCCGCCCGGGCCACAGCGACGGCAGCAGCGGGAGCACCGACAGUCUCAACGACGCAACGGCAGCACCUCGAACACCCCGCACGCCGAACCGAGUGCGCUUCGACCUUCGAGCUACAGACAUACCCUCUGCCCCUGCGAACGGACAUGGCGACAACCACAGCCACGGCCGUGGUGGACGAGGAAACAACCUCCACGCACCGGGAGGAUAUUUCGACGUGAUGGAGCCUGACAGCCUCGGCCGGCUGAGCACCGACUCGCGCGGCAGCUACGCCAGCGACGACGGAAGGCGCGGAGACGAGUCACGAUUCCCGCUGCUGACGGACAUUGUCGCACCGUCGGUGGCGCUCGCGAACAGCGCGCUCCUGGACGGGCACGAGAGCGCAGAGGACUGGGCGGACGAGGAGCGACUGCGGCCCAAGUCGGGCCUGCGCGAGGCGUUCAUGAACAUGGCCAACAGCAUCAUCGGCGCAGGCAUCAUCGGCCAGCCCUACGCGAUGCGGCAGGCCGGGCUGCUGUCGGGCACCCUGCUGCUCAUUGGGCUGACCGUCGUCGUGGACUGGACGAUCCGGCUCAUUGUCAUCAACAGCAAGCUCAGCGGCGCGCACUCGUUCCAGGGCACUGUGGAGCACUGCUUCGGCCGCACGGGGUUGAUCGCCAUCAGUGCGGCCCAGUGGGUUUUCGCCUUUGGCGGGAUGGUGGCUUUCUGCGUCAUUGUGGGAGACUCGAUUCCGCAGGUCUUCCGCGCGAUAUGGCCUGGACUGCACGACAUGCCGGUGUUCUGGCUACUGGGCAACCGCCAGUUUGUCAUUGCGUUGUUUGUGCUGGGCGUGAGCUACCCGUUGACGCUGUAUCGAGAUAUUACCAAGUUGGCAAAAGCGAGCACCUUGGCGCUCAUCAGCAUGACCGUCAUCGUGCUCACAGUCAUUAUCCAGAGCGGGUUUGCGCCGGCCGAGUCCCGUGGCGGCUUUUCUACACCACUCCUGACCAUAAACACUGGCUUUAUGCAAGCUGUUGGUGUCAUAUCAUUCGCAUUUGUCUGUCACCACAACUCCCUCCUGAUCUACGGAUCCCUCGAGACGCCCACAAUCGACCGCUUCUCGCGCGUCACACACUACAGCAUGGGAGUAUCGACACUAGCCUGCAUGACGAUGGCGCUCGUGGGCUUCCUCACCUUUGGGGACCAGACCAAGGGCAAUGUCCUGAACAACUUCCCUGCCGACAACACCAUGGUCACCAUAGCCCGGCUGUGCUUUGGUUUCAACAUGCUGACCACCUUGCCGCUCGAGGCGUUUGUCUGCCGCGAGGUCAUGCUCAACUAUUACUUCCCUGGGGAGCCGUUCAACAUGAACCUGCACCUGAUCCUCAGCUCCUCGCUCGUGGUGUCGGCCAUGGGCAUCAGCCUGAUUACGUGUGACGUGGGCGCGGUCUUUGACCUCGUGGGAGCCACGAGCGCGUGUGCGCUGGCGUAUAUACUGCCGCCGCUGUGCUACAUCAAGCUCAGCACGCCGUCGUGGAGGACGUGGAUGGCCUGGGCGGUCGUCGUGUUUGGGUCCGUGGUCAUGGUCGUCAGCAUGUUCCAGUCCAUCGGCAAGAUGAUCAAAGGCGGUGAUGAAAACGCGGUGUGUGUAUAAUUAGAAUCACUUAUCGGACGACUUGCUGGGUUCAAGGUUCCCGGGACGAUGCUUGGCCAUGUGUACAUAGAGAUAUAAAUGCAACGACAUUACAGGAUCAUCCUGAGCAGCCAGAACUGGCUUUGGGGCUAGAUCAACUCUUUGUUGACUGG
Messenger RNA from Microdochium trichocladiopsis, 2136 nucleotides. Its product is annotated as transmembrane amino acid transporter protein-domain-containing protein. Gene Ontology annotation, molecular function: amino acid transmembrane transporter activity. Gene Ontology annotation, cellular component: endoplasmic reticulum. Gene Ontology annotation, biological process: amino acid transmembrane transport. The record is from RefSeq and is a predicted model, not a curated record. The transcript is spliced from 4 exons. The coding region runs from base 149 to 1984 and encodes 611 amino acids. Lineage: Eukaryota; Fungi; Ascomycota; Sordariomycetes; Xylariales; Microdochiaceae.